AUGCAGGCUGUCCACUACGAACAGCAUGCUGCCCCUGGGGAGUCGCCUGCCUACACCGACCAUCGUGCGCCGCCUCAGGAACCCUCCCCUCGGAGCUCGGUUCCUAAGAACGUCGCCUUUGAGCUACUUCUCGAUGAGAACUCCAAGGUCCGGGCCCGCAUACCGAUGCGGGUACAGAUCUAUCCUCAUGACACAACGGAUUCCAUUGUGACUACGGUUAAGAAUUUUUACGGCAUCUACGACGGUGCUGCGAGCGGUGUCAGCUUCGAAGAUGAGCAAGGUAUCACCCUCAUUGCCAGGUAUGAGAAUCUACGGAACAACAUGACUGUUUAUGUGCGGGUUAUCCCCGUCCAGGCGUACACAGAGGGCUACGGCGAUCGCUUUUAUGGGCACCUUCCAGCCGAUGCCCGCAAGCGUCCCAGCUUAGGGGAGCCCUUCCAGAUGCCGCCGGCCAUGCCGCCGGCGCAGGUCUUGGAACACGGCCAACCACCUUCUCGGCCGGCGUCGCGGCUGGCUCGGAAACGCAGUAUAUCCCCGUCUGGUCGCAGCCGUCGUAGCGCAUCCCAGAACAAGCAGUCGUCUCGGGUAGGCAACAAGAGCAGAGGCUCGAGCACUCAUGGCAGCUUCCACGAGGAGGGUACCCCUGGUUAUAGCGAUAGUGAGGGUGGCUACUCUGGGACGAAGAAGUCCCGAACCGAGCAGUUUGGCAGCUCAGAUAUCAGCAUGGAAAACAUCCUCCAAGAUGGCCGCCGGAAGCGGCCCAAGUUUGAAAGUUCGGAAUUGCCUUUGUUCGUUCCUCCCCAGGUCCCGCUUACAACCUCCACGUCGUCGAUCUCGCCCCAACGCCGGUCAAUCGGUCAGGAAGGGGCCAUCUCACCUUUCGCACGUCCCACCCAGCGCCCAUACAACCAACAACCAUUGCCGUCUCCACAGAGCUAUGGAUACAAUGAGCAAAUCUAUAACGUCAAUCCGGUGCGCAAUCCGGUGUACGCUACCCCUGUGGUUCCUGAGCAUGGCCACCGGCUGCGCGACCGAGCCACGACCCAGUCUUCUGGUGGGCAGUAUAGCAACCAGGCUGGUCGGGGCGGCGGCCCGGGCAUCCUCCCCACCCCGGAUCCUACCAUUGCCAGCUGUAUCUCUGACGAGGAUGUUGCUAUGCAAUUGAUUCGUCUGGGAGACGCAUCUAAUUUCUCGCAUGGCCGUACUUCUGCCUCCACGCUUGAUGAUGCCUUCAGCGGUGCCGCCGAUGCUGCAUCGUCGACGGGCGCAACCAGCGAUGGUGAUGACUACAGCGAUGAUGACGAUGAUCUGCCCGCUCGGUCCAAGCAGCGGCUCGACUCCAGCCCCAUGCUCCCACCCGGUGCCACCAAGCACACACACAAGCAUCUGGACGAUAUCCUUCCCAGCUUUGACAGCUCUGAUGGAAGUUACGACGGCUACGAUGAGGAUUACCAACAUGAAGAGUUGAACGACACCUUGGUGAGGCAUGAUAUGGAGGAGGAUACGCUCUACCGGGACGCUCCCAAGUCCAAGAAGGCGAAGACUCGGCCCACCCAUGCUGCCACCUCCACCAAGGCGCGCGGGCCCAAGCCAGCACCCGUGCGUCCGAAUAAGAGCAGCAAGCCAGCGGCUAAUGGGGCCGCCGCCCGUAAAGUCAAGGCGACGUCUACCACGGCGACUCAGAAAACGGCGGUAUCACCGCAGAUGAUGAGCCCUGUGCCGGUCCGCAAAACCUCGACUUCGUCCGUCAACUUCCAGCACCAGCUCGCCGCCGACGAGGAGGACUUGUCGACCAAGCCGCGUUGCCAACGAUGCCGGAAGAGCAAGAAGGGCUGCGAUCGGCAACGCCCUUGCGGCCGAUGCAAGGAUGCUGGCAUCGGCAUCGAAGGGUGCAUCAGCGAAGACGAAGGAAACGGUCGCAAAGGCCGCUAUGGUCGCCACAUGGGGGUCCCUGUCAAGAAAGCAUUCGACGCCACUCCGAAUGGAGUCGAGACGCAAUCCAUCGUGGCCGCUAUUCCGGUGACCACGGCGGCUAGCGUGGAUAAGAACAAGAAGCGCAAGCGUUAG
Molecule: messenger RNA, 2067 nt
Organism: Aspergillus luchuensis
Lineage: Eukaryota; Fungi; Ascomycota; Eurotiomycetes; Eurotiales; Aspergillaceae
Product: putative C6 finger domain protein
Exons: 2
Coding region: 1-2067 (688 amino acids)
Biological process (GO): regulation of DNA-templated transcription
Molecular function (GO): DNA-binding transcription factor activity, RNA polymerase II-specific; zinc ion binding
Source: RefSeq, a predicted model, not a curated record